Molecule: messenger RNA, 5147 nt
Organism: Acipenser ruthenus (sterlet)
Lineage: Eukaryota; Metazoa; Chordata; Actinopteri; Acipenseriformes; Acipenseridae
Product: phospholipid phosphatase-related protein type 4-like
Exons: 7
Coding region: 388-2553 (721 amino acids)
Biological process (GO): phospholipid dephosphorylation; axonogenesis; signal transduction
Molecular function (GO): phosphatidate phosphatase activity
Source: RefSeq, a predicted model, not a curated record
CAGCCCAGUUCUGACGUCAGGUCCCUUUGAGUUACCAUGUGUAAUGCACGGCACGAUUACUAAAUCUCUCUAUAGAGCGAAGACAAGCGAAUCUUUAAUGUCAUCUGCAGGAAAUGCAGAAUAGCCGCUGGUUUGAUUUGUGCGUGCAUGUUGUACUCAAUCAGCCCUUAAUUCGGAGGUUUCCUCUUGUUUGGAAAAACACUGUACUUGGUUAGUGGUUGGUUGGUGAGCCGCAGAGAAACUGUCUGCACACUCCAUCCACUGCAACGCUUGAGAAUGGAGCACCAGCUGUAAUUGUUGGAUUUGCAGAUGCGAAAUCAACUCGGAUAAAGUAAUACCCAUCCUGAUUAUUUCACGUGUUAAAAAAAGGACAGAGAAAGACCCAACAUGUCGGGCAAGGACAGACAAAGGGGGAAGGUGACCAAAGACAGCGUUACCUUACUGCCUUGUUUCUAUUUCGUGGAGCUCCCAAUCCUGGCCUCCUCGGUCAUCAGCCUUUACUUUCUGGAGCUCACUGACGUGUUUAAACCUGUGCGCUCUGGGUUCAUCUGCAAUGACCUGAGCCUCAGCAUGCCGUUCAUCGAGCCAGCCCAUGAGGUGAUCCCAUUCCUGAUGCUCCUCAGCCUGAUAUUCGCUGGACCUGCAGCCACGAUUAUGGUUGGAGAGGGUAUUCUUUACUGUUGCCUUUCCAAGAGAAGAAAAGGGGUUGGAUCCGAGCUGAAUAUCAACGCAGGAGGCUGUAACUUCAACUCAUUCCUCAGAAGGGCUGUCAGAUUUGUUGGGGUUCAUGUGUUUGGACUCUGUGCCACCGCUCUUAUCACUGAUAUUAUCCAGUUGUCAACCGGCUACCACACUCCAUACUUCCUGACUGUGUGCAAACCUAAUUACACCUCACUGAAUACCUCUUGCGAUGAAAACGCGUUCAUCGUGGAGGAUAUUUGUUCAGAAGCCGACUCUGUUUUUAUGAAUGCUGGAAGAAAGUCAUUCCCAUCCCAACAUGCCACUCUCGCAGCAUUUGCAGCUGUGUACAUCUCUAUGUAUUUUAAUGCCACCUUGACUGACUCCUCUAAGCUUCUGAAACCUUUGUUGGUUUUUUCCUUCAUCAUCUGUGCAAUUAUCUGUGGUCUGACCCGAAUCAUCCAGUAUAAGAACCAUCCCAUUGACGUCUACUGCGGCUUUGUCCUUGGUGGAGGAAUAGCGGUAUAUUUAGGACUAUAUGCCGUUGGCAAUUUCCAGCCUAGUGAAGAUAGUACAAGUCAGCAUGCCCAGAACAGAGAGCCCCUGAGGUCUCUGACAGAUCUUAGCCAGGAUACGAGCAGACACCUGCCAGGCAAGAAUGACAGCAGCAGUGACGGGAUUUCCUCCCACCAUUCUGAAAGUAUCCUGAACCGCAAUCACAGGGAGUCCAGCUCGCUGACCAACCUGAAGAGAGCCAGUGCUGAUGUGGAGAUCAUUAGUCCGCGGAGCUCAAUGGUCAAAGAGAACAUGGUGACCUUCAGCAACACACUCCCCAGGGCAAACACGUCUGCACUGGAAGAUCCAACAAGAAGAAAUGCCACCAUCCAUGCCUCCAUGGAUUCAGCACGCUCCAAACAGCUUCUCUCGCAGUGGAAGAACAAAAACGAGAGCCGAAAGUUAUCCCUACAAGUGAUAGAGACCGAAGCCGGCCACUCACCACAGAGAACAAUGGAAAUGAGGUCAAGCUCGGAGCCUUUCAGGGUGGGCGUCAGUGGAGAACACCAAGGUCCUAUUGGCCAAUACUUAAAGAUCGGGCCUGGCAGCACUCCUUUGACUAACAACAACAGUUUUAUUACAGGAGGAGCAAGGGUGUCCAUCCAAUCACGACCUGGCUCUUCACAGCUGGUUCACAUUCCAGAAGAAACCCAGGAGCAUGUCAGCACGUCUCCCAAGAGCAGCUCCACUAGGUCAAAAUGGCUCAAGGUUGCAGAAAAGACUGGAGCCUGCAGAACUAACAACCAGCCAAGAAUAAUGCAGGUUAUAGCUAUGUCUAAGCAACAGGGGAUGCUGCAAAGCAGCCCUAAGAGUUCGGAUGGCAGUACUGUCAGCUGCACAGGAUCCAUAAGAUACAAAGCAUUGACGGAUCAGGAACCUACCAACAUUGUCAGGGUAGAGGCACACCCGGAGAAUAACAGGCCACUCGUUCAAGCUCCCUCAAACGAUGGGACUGGCUCGUGGAAGUGGAAGGCACAGGAGAAAGGCAGCAUCCGUCAGACAUAUGAGCUAAACGAUUUGAACAGGGACUCUGAAAGCUGUGAGUCCGUUAAGGAUGGCUAUGGUUCCACUGAAAGGAAGAGAGGCAAUCCGGAGAGCGGUAGUGAGCACCACCACCAUCACGGGAUAACUACCAUAAGAGUGACCCCGGUGGAGGGGAGUGAUGCUGCUUCUGAGACUCUGUCCAUAGCCUCCAGCCGUGACUCUACGCUCAGGAGGAAAGCUAACAUCAUUCUUAUCCCGGAAAGAGGCAACAGUCCAGAAAACACCAGAAAUAUCUUUUACAAAGGGACUUCACCUACCCGGGCUUUCAAGGAAUGAGGUCUUGUGUGGCCUUGUUCACUGUACUAACAUUAAAAGAUAUGGAUGAAGCUAAUGCUCUUUCCCAUGGUUAAUCAAUAGUGUUUUGUGUAUUGCCAAUCCAUUGCGCAUUAAGCCUAACUGGGUGAAUAUUGCUGCUUUUAAAAAGAAGCUGUAUUGUGCAUGAGUUUUUACAUAUACAAGAAAGCACAAAGUCCUGUGUAUUGUGACCAUUUUUGCUGUAUAUAUUUCAUGAAAGGAAGUUCGUUUUUCAUAUUUUUGAAUAUGAUAUUCAUAUGGGCACUCUGAAGAAACAAAAUAAUAAUAGUGUCGAAACAUGCCAACUUUUUGAAAAGUUAAAGCCACAGCUGAAUUUAUAUGCUCAUGAAGAAGUAUUUCACAUUGUUUUAGUAUAUUAGCUUUUAUAAAGAGAGUUCUAAACUAUUUGGUACCUUACAUAUUCACCAGUGGGUGGUCUUUUAAAAAAGUUUCAUAUCAUGGAAAUCACUCUUGAGAUUUAGAGAGUUUCAUGGUGUUGUUUGCAAUGUACAUAUUUAUACAGCAGGUGCUAUUACACCAAGGAAAACUAAUGAGUAUAAAAGUGCUUUCAGAUGUAUUAAUUGAUGCCUGUUUAGCUCUCAAAAACAGGAGAGGAACAAUGUUUUGCAGCCAUCUAUAAAUGGCAUGUAGUGAAACAGGAAUAGUCCUAAAAUGUUAAUUUGUUGAUUUUCAUGCAUGUAUAAAUGUUUAAAGGUGAUCAUAGUAUACUGGAUUUGCCUCUAACUCGAACACAGUUGUUAACUGGAUGUUUGAUGAUGUUUGCAUCAUCAUCACUUAUCAAAGGACAAUUUGACUUUAAAGAACAGAUUCUAAAGCAAAAUUGCCUCACAACUACAAAGUAGAUCAGAAGAUCAAUGCACUUACUGCACAAUAAUGUUUUAUGAUUGUGGCUAGGAAGGAAGAUACCAAACAUUAGUUGCCCCAUCAAUUGGCUUAUCUUAAUUUUAUGAUGUAUAUAAAGUGAACAAGAAAACUUUUUUUUUCUAUGCAUGUAGAGCUUAAAAGAAUGAACUAGCAGCAGUGUGGAGUAGUGGUUAGGGCUCUGGACUCUUGACCGGAGGGUCGUGGGUUCAAUCCCUGGUAGGGGACACUGCUGCUGUACCCUUGAGCAAGGUACUUUAUCUAGAUUGCUCCAGUAAAAACCCAACUGUAUAAAUGGGUAAUUGCAUGUAAAACAAAAAAAAAAAUAAUGUGAUAUCUUGUAACAAUUGUAAGUCGCCCUGGAUAAGGGCGUCUGCUAAGAAAUAAAUAAUAAUAAUAAUAACUAUUAUAUGAAGAUUUACUAUUUUCUAUGGAAACAGGAAUUAUAUGAAAGCACUGCCUUAAAUGAGUUUGCUUAUUUAGGUAUAUAAAGGUUGAAGUUCAUUCCAUGUACACUGCAAUUGACAGUGUUGUACACAUAACAAUGACAGAAGUUAAAAUGUUUAAGAAUUAUUAUUGCAUUUCUUUUGUGAGGUGAUUUUAAACAAAAUGUUACAAGUUAAAAUUAUGGGUCAACAAUUUAUUAUUCUACCUGGGUAUGGCAAAUGAUCAAUGGAAAUAUGGAAACAGCAAUUGUGUUCUUCCUGUUACCUGCUGUAAACUUUUUUAAAAACAUUUUUAAGAACUCUCACUGCCAAAUAAUGUAAUUAAUAUAAGAGCUUUUGUAGGGUGAAUUAACAUUUCAGAUCUAGAAUAAUAAAAACAACUUUCUGUUUGGUAUGUAUUGUUUGGUUGCUUUUGGUUGUUUAUUGCAACAUUCAUCCCUAUAAUGAAACAGGUGGUAAAGACUUCAGAAUAAAGGUUAUGCCAUGUACAACAAUAUUCAGUAUUGUGUGGUUUAGCUGCUUGUUGUUUUAAAAAUGUGACAGCAAGCUUUUAAUAAGCUAGUUUUCAAUUAACUUGGAUGGUAAAGGAAUGUAUUCUACUAAACUGAAAUGUGCUGUGUUCAGUAGAUUAUUUUUGAUUAUAGAGAAUUUACAUUUCAUUAUCUUAGAUGUAGUAGUACCAAGAGUAACACAUUCUAUCAUUAUUUUUUCAAUAUGUGUGCCAAAGGCUAUUUUAAUGGUUACUAACUUUUUGUUAAUGUAUAGGAUGCCUGUUUUCUGAUAUAUUAUAUGAUUGGUUUAAACAGUCCAAAUAAUAUUAAUUGACAAAUUAAUGCACAUUUAUACCACUGUAAAUACUUCUUUAUAAUUAGCCAGAUAAGAAUAAAUGUAUCUGAAUAUUGUUUAAAAAUGUGAUCUCGCUGCAAUUGGACACAUGCAAUCAAACGGGGUUUAUGCAUGUAAAGUGGGAAAUUCCUUCAGCUUGUGUGUUAGGAUGGUAGGAAAAUGUUAUGCAAUGUUUUGACAGUGAACAUCUGUAUAAUGUUAACUUGAUUAGUAUGUGUAUCAAUCAAUGUAAGUGAGCACUGUACUGUACUAAACACAAUCCUGUUAAAAUAUCCAAAAGGGGAAUGAGACAACUAGAUCUGUGUGACAAUACAAGUUUGAGUCGAAAAAGAUCUGUCAGGAUUUAGUCAAAAUUGUGCUUUGUCUGAAUAUUGAAAUAAAUGUUUGAUAUUAAAAUGAAAA